This is a messenger RNA of Pyrenophora tritici-repentis Pt-1C-BFP, 2688 nucleotides long. Its product is annotated as YSH1, exonuclease beta-lactamase fold involved in RNA processing. Gene Ontology annotation, molecular function: damaged DNA binding; 5'-3' DNA exonuclease activity. NCBI's taxonomy places the organism in Eukaryota, Fungi, Ascomycota, Dothideomycetes, Pleosporales, Pleosporaceae. Gene Ontology annotation, biological process: double-strand break repair via nonhomologous end joining; interstrand cross-link repair. The record is from RefSeq and is a predicted model, not a curated record.
AUGUUCAGAAAUCCUCGCGAGAACCGUACGCUACCCGAGUCAUCGCGAGUGACGCCAUCUACCGGCCGCGCCCCCUCGCCACCCCGCUCUCUGUCAAGAACCAUCGACAUGGCCUCCAAAACCGCGACGAAGAAGGCGAUGCCGAAGCCGAGCUCGAAGGCGGCGCCACCAAAGAAGGCUGUCAUUCAAACGACGCUCACACCGGCCGCGUUCGCGAAGAAAUCUCCCGCAAACAAUGCCAAGAAGCAGAAACCGGUUGGCACACCAAACGGCAAUAUCAAGGCGUUCUUCCAGAAAGCCGAGGAGAUCAACAGUCGCAUCUUUUUGCAGGAACGUGGGUCAAAUCCCACAAUUGUGUUCGACUGCAAUGAAGAGGACGAUGUUGGUUGGAGCGACGAGAAGAUCAAUGGCGUCAUGACUUCAGACAACGACGAGGAGCGUUACAAUGAGAACGGCGGGAGCGUCAAGCGGCGAAAAGUCAGCGAAGAAGUGGCAGCGCCCGUGCCAGCCUGUUCACCACCACCGCCUGCAGAUGCAGAAAGCAAUGCUCUAGAUGCGCUAGCCGUUGGUGCUCCCAAGCCACAGGCCAAGCUGCGAAAGAAGUCUGGACCAUUUGUGGAUGACUCAGACUCGGAAUCAGAUGAUGACAGUGCGGAGAUACCUAAUACUACUGCAGGUAUGGCCAUGCGGAGAAAGAGUGACGAGUCGUCAAUUACUAAACCAACCGAGUUCACAUUACCCAAGGAUAGCACCGAUCCUCCUAUUGCACAUCCACCCCCACCAUUUACGUCCGAAUAUACAUCUCAGUAUGGCGGCGAAGAACUUGGCGAUUUUGAGGACCUGGAAGAUGAUGAUUUGCUCGAGGGUGAGGAGUACGAUGAAAGGCGGUGGAUGAAGGAACAGCAGAAACUUGAGAUGGAAGAGGCAGGCUUUGAUGGCGACCCAGACGACUUUGACGCCCCACCUUUGUUUCCUGAAAGUGAUAGAACGGUCAUAAAGAAAGAAGAUACCGAUACCCAAGACGUACCCUCAUGCCCAAUAUGCGCCAAUAGCCUGCCUGGUUUGUCAGAGCAGGAUGUAUCUGUGCAUGUCAAUGCAUGCUUGGAUGGUAACCCACCCCCACUGCCUAACAUCAAGACGGAACAGGAAAACAAGCCAACUAUGACGAGCAAUGCAAAAGCGUUCAAGCGACCCGAGAGGCCAGCUAAACCUGGACAAGCCGAUCCAUUCCAACUUUCGGAGCCCAGUGCCCAGUCUGGUUCUGCCUUCUCAAAACUCAUGGCCGGCCAUGCUGAGGACGCUGCAUGGGCCACUGCCGCGGCCGAAAACAACAAGUCCCGAGGAAAGCCUGCGUAUCAACGCACCUGUCCGUUCUACAAGAUCAUGCCUGGUUUCUUCAUUGCCGUCGAUGCUUUUCGCUAUGGAGCGGUCAAGGGCCAGAACGCCUACUUUUUAAGUCAUUUUCACAGCGAUCACUACGUCGGCCUCACUGCCUCCUGGAAGCAUGGACCGAUAUAUUGCAGCAAAGUCACUGGCAACCUUGUACGGCAGCAGCUUCGUGUUGAUCCCAAGUGGGUUAUAGACCUAGACUUUGAGGAGAAGACAGAGGUGCCUGGGACAGAAGGUGUGUUUGUUACUAUGAUUUCAGCAAACCACUGCCCCGGCAGUUCUUUAUUCUUGUUCGAAAAGGAAAUUGGCAAAGGCAAGAACCCUAGACUGCAACGAGUGCUGCAUUGCGGCGACUUUCGCGCAUGUCAAGCACAUAUUGAGCAUCCGCUCCUCCGACCCAACGUUCUUGACGCUGUAAGUGGAAAGAAUCGCCAGCAAAAGCUCGAUGCUUGCUACCUCGAUACAACAUAUCUCAACCCAAAGUACGCCUUCCCACCGCAACAACAAGUCAUCCAAGCGUGUGCAGACAUGUGUGUCAGCCUCAGCAAGGUCCGCACCGACGAAUCAGACGGAUGGGAAAAGAUGAAGCGAGAACGCGCUGGACAAGGCAUGGUCAAGUUCGUACGCAAGGAGUCUGACCAAGACAACCCAGCGGAACCCAAGAGUCCAGAGCGCGGCCGUCUUCUCGUCGUCGUUGGCACAUACAGUAUCGGCAAAGAGCGUAUUUGUACCGGCAUCGCAAAGGCUUUGAACAGUAAGAUUUAUGCGCCUACCAACAAACAACGCAUCUGCAAGGCUCUCGAAGAUCCGGAGCUGGAUGCACUUCUAACAACCGAUCCUCGCGCAGCCCAAGUACAUAUGACACCGCUCUUUGAGAUUCGUGCAGACACCCUAGACGACUAUCUCCGCGAAUAUGCAGACAGUUUCACGCGCAUCGUCGGUUUCCGACCCUCGGGAUGGAACUAUCGUCCGCCCAAAGGUCGCUUUACUGAAUCGCCACAAGUACAGACUGUCCUUCAUUCCGACAACUGGAAAAGCACUUUUUCGAUGAAAGACCUGACACCACAAGCUGGGAGCGGGAGCCGAGCAAGCUGCUUCGGCGUCCCUUACAGUGAGCACAGCAGUUUCAGGGAAUUGACCAUGUUCUGCUGCGCAUUGCAUAUCGACAAGAUCAUCCCCACAGUCAACAUAGGUAGCGCGAAGAGUAGGGAGAAGAUGAAGGCCUGGUGUGAUAGGUGGGCUGCAGAUAAGAAGAAAAAUGGUUUAUUCAAACUGGAUGAAAACGGGGAGGGGUGGUGA